AUGCGCUCUAAGUUCAAUGUCAACGCGAAGAACUACCUCUUGAGCAAGGAGACCUCGCGUUUGGAUCAUUUCCUGAGCCACGAUUGGGGCUCAAGCCGCUGGUUGAAACUGGUCGCCUUGCUUGUCAUCCAUAACUCUGGGCCGGCUUUUUGCGCCUCCUUGGCGACCAGCCUUCUGGUGGGGGUGCUGGUCUCCUGCAAGCUUCUGCCUUACAGCCUUUGGACGGUGCUGAUCGGCCACUUCAGCUUCUUUUUUGUCUUCUGCUUCUGGCAGAGGAUUCGCGGCCUCUUCUUCCGCCCUCUCAUGGUCUUCCUGGACACUCUCUGCAUCGCGCAGCACGAUGAGAAGCUGAAGCAGAAGGGCAUUCUGGGCCUGGGGGCCUUUCUGGUGAACUCCAAGAAGCUCGUGGUCCUUUGGACGCCCCGGUAUUUCGAACGUUUGUGGUGCACGUUUGAGAUUGCUACCUUCAUGAAGGAUCCGGACAAGAGAGGGCAAAUUCACAUCAUGCCCCUCAAGAUGGGGGCGCUCGUCGUCAUGUAUGCGGCUUUCUGGCAUGUGCUCGGACUCAGCUACGCGAUCUUCUACAUGACCCGGCAGGCCCAGACAGGCGCGGGAAUCACCACAACAAUGUACACCAGCGGCCUGAUGUUGGCUUUUGCCGGUUUGGUGGUGCCGGUCGUCUUCUACUUCGGCGUCGGCUUUCUGCAGGACUUGGCCGACCUGCCUCAGCGCUUCGAGGAGUUUCGCGUGCAGGAUGCCAAGUGCUACUGCUGCUCCAAUGGCCACAAGCAUCCAAAGACUGGCGCUUCCUUGCCCUGCGAUCGGCGCUUGGUCUUCAAAACGCUCAGGAAGUUCUACCAUGCCAGGGAUGGUGAGCCCGGAGGAGAGGUGGGAGAGGACUACAUGGACAGGUUCAACACCGUCGUCAGGGAAGAGCUGGCCCCGGAGCUGCUGUCCACCUUGCAGAGAACCGGGCUCCCCCUGCGAUACCUCGUCUGCGUGCUCACGUCGGCCACCCACCCGUCCCUGUGCUUCUUCAUUCCUCGUUGGUGGUCGCAACUCCCCGAGCUGGAAAACGGGGCCGUGCUCACGGUGACCCUGCGGUUCUUUGUGAACUGGGCCUGCUUUGGAACCGCCUGCCUGUUCUCGGCUGGGCUGAUGAACAAGAUGGGUAAGGUUGCCCUUCGCCUGCGGCGCCAUGGGGUGUUCAGAUCGCACUGGUGCAUGCAGGCCAUGCUGCUGCCGCCCCUUGUCCUGGUGACGGGGCUGCUCUGGUUCAGCGUCGUCCUGAGCGUGGUUGCCACGGAUCACAGCAGCCUGCUCUGCCUGGCCCCCUUCUCUAUUCAGGUGGUUGCCACCGCCGUCCUCCUCGGCGUGGCUCCGAGCCCGCACCGGAGGCUUCCGAGCGAAGGAGGUGAGAGCCCGAAGGUUCAGCAGCCGGCGGAGGAGAGGUGCGAGGUAGAUAUCUUCGAAGUCUGA
Molecule: messenger RNA, 1479 nt
Organism: Symbiodinium natans
Lineage: Eukaryota; Dinophyceae; Suessiales; Symbiodiniaceae
Source: the annotation of a GenBank genome assembly